Molecule: messenger RNA, 2478 nt
Organism: Perca fluviatilis (European perch)
Lineage: Eukaryota; Metazoa; Chordata; Actinopteri; Perciformes; Percidae
Gene: pus7l
Product: pseudouridine synthase 7 like
Exons: 11
Coding region: 152-2212 (686 amino acids)
Biological process (GO): pseudouridine synthesis
Cellular component (GO): nucleus
Molecular function (GO): RNA binding; pseudouridine synthase activity
Source: RefSeq, a predicted model, not a curated record
GACGCGGAACUAGAUUGAAUUGUUUCAGCGUUGUUGUGUUUACAUCAACAGCUCCUCGUUUACAUACCGCGUGCAGCAGGUACAGCUCUCUGUCAGCACAGUCGAGCAACAAGAACACGUGAGAACUCUGCAGUGUUUGGAUGAAGUGACCAUGAAGCAGGACAGUGAUGCUGUGAACGUCCCUGCGUGCUUCAUAUCAAACCAUGAAGGUUUUCUUGGAAGCAUAAAAAACUUUAUCAAAGACUUUGUGGUGACUGAGAUAGACAUCACUGGACAGCGUGUUAACACAGCAGCAGCAGCAGCAGCAGCCGCCACACAGACACCAGACUGGGCCUCCUCAGAUAAAAACAAUGAAAGCAGUGCAGAAUGUAAGUGGAAUAAUUAUUCCUUAGUCUCACAGGACACUGAUGUUUCAGCUGAUUGUGGGUUAGAUGUCACUAUACCCAGUCCAGGCAGUUUUGAUUUAAGUGUGAUUUUAGGUCAGCCAGUCAGCGAAGAGCUUGAGCAGUUUGUGUUGACUCUCAAAGAAAAGCCCACCAAGCAGGAGCUCUCUCUUGGAUCCUUUGCUGACAAACACCACAGAGCUAACGUCCACCGGGCCGUCAGACACCGCUUUCCCUUCCUCAUGACUGUCACUAUUCAGCCUGAGAUCAGGGUGAGGGAAGACCCAGACUACAGAGAGCUCUCCCAGCUGGUUACAGAGGACGAAGCAGAGGACUUCUUCAGGUUCAUAGAUGCCAAAGUGCGAGGCUCAUCCUAUAUGUUUGGACCUGAUAACGAUAAGGAGCACAGGACGGCGGUCCACCACUUCCUGAGCCGAAGGUUUGGCAAACUGGUGGAGACUAAAAGCUUCACAGACCAGGGGACAACAGCCAUCUCGGUUAGGCUGAGAGAGCAAGGGAGGCCGAAGAAAAGAACCGCAGAGGAACGUAAAGAAGAAGAAGUUUACACUGCUUUCACUCUGAGAAAGGAGAACCUGGAGACUCUGGAGGCCAUCAGCUACAUGGCAGCCGCUCUCGGGGUCCUACCGUCAGAUUUCACUUACGCUGGGAUCAAGGAUAAGAGAGCCAUCACCUACCAGUCUAUGGUGGUCAAGAAGGUCUCAACUCAACGGUUGAAAGAGAAGACAGCUGAGUUUGAGAAGAGAGGGAUGCGUCUGUCUCAGAUCCGCUCUGUCAGCGAGCCUCUCAGGCUUGGACGACUGCAGGGGAACCACUUUGACCUGGUGGUCCGCGACCUGAGACCACACAGUGACGCACACUCCUCUGGAGCAGACAAACACACUCGCCUGGCAGUGCUGGUAAAGGAAGCAGUGGAGAAUGUCAAGGCCAGAGGUUUUGUCAACUACUAUGGACCACAGAGGUUUGGGAAUGCACAGAGCGUUCAGUCCGACUGUGUAGGACUAGCUUUACUCAAAGAAGACAUGGUGAACGCUGUGCGUCUCUUCUUCACUCCAGAGGACAGCAAUGAUCCUCAGAGCCAUGCUAAGAGACACUUCCUCCAAACAGAUAACGCUAAGGAGUCUUUGGCGCUGAUGCCAUUGUCGAAAGCCAGGGAGCGGCUGAUGCUUCGGGCCCUGAACCGCUACGGUACAGGUCCGGAUGGUUGUACCCAAGCUUGGCUCAGCCUGCCCCACAGUAUGAGAGUCUUCUACCCACACGCCUACUGCAGCAGAGUGUGGAACGAGGCAGUGGCACACAGGCUGACUACUCUGGGCCACAGUGCCAGGCAAGGAGACCUGGUGUGGGUGAAGGAAGGCACAGGAGAGAACAGCUCGGCUCAGAUCCAUGUGGUGACGGACCAAGAGGAGCAAGAGGAAGUGUACACACUGGGACAUGUGUUACUACCGAUGCCAGGAAACACUGUCAAGUAUCCAGAAAACGCCAUGGGGACUUGGUUCCAGGAGAGACUGGCCAGGGACGGACUGGACGCCUGUCGCUUCAGAGUCAGCAACCUCAAACUAAAUCUGCCUGGCUGCUACCGCCCCCUGCUGGCUUUACCACGCAACCUCAGCUACCAGCUGCAGAGAGCAGCCUGUGGGGAGGGAGGAGGAGAGGGGACAGGAAACUGCAGUAGAAAUAGUGACAGGCAGCUUAAUGGCACAACAGUAGAAGGGAAGCAGGACUUGCUCACUCUCACCUUAAACUUGGACCUGGACUCCUCCUGCUACGCUACUAUCUGUCUCAGAGAGAUCAUGAAGUGUGACCCUUAAGGGCAAGGGACGUUGGUCCUGUUGUGUUUCUACAUACUUUGCAGAAGAGAAGGAGUUUUCUUGUUUUUAGUUUUUGUAACCCAUCAUUGUGAUACAGUAUUAGUAGCUUUUUGGUUUGUUGUUGAAGUAAUGAGCAUAAGACUGUGUUUAUAAAUGGAAAAAAUAUGCAUAAUGUGCAAUUGAUAAAACAAACGAACAAAUCUAAAUGUAAAAGCGUGUAAACGGUGUCUGUGUUUUGUGCCAUGAAUAAAACCUUUAGAAAUAAA